Messenger RNA from Carassius auratus (goldfish), 2241 nucleotides. Its product is annotated as transcriptional regulatory protein AlgP. The coding region runs from base 291 to 1922 and encodes 543 amino acids. Lineage: Eukaryota; Metazoa; Chordata; Actinopteri; Cypriniformes; Cyprinidae. The transcript is spliced from 8 exons. The record is from RefSeq and is a predicted model, not a curated record.
GUAUAUGUAACACAGAGAAAAUAUAUAUUAUAUUGACGAGCAAAAAUAUGCACUGCAUCUGUCAUGAGUUUAACAACUUUAAUGAGCGCUACAAGUAGCCUGUGCUGCUGUUUAUUAUCCCAGUGGCCACCAAGAGCCAUUAGCACUGAUCAGCUCAUGUAGGAACUCAGCUUCACUCUGCUUGAGCUCACUUUUAAAAUCGUAUGCAGUUUAAGGGCGUCAAAAUUGUAGCAUUUCCUUCAAAUAACAUCAGUUGGUCUGUUUAACAGUUAAAAACACCGGCAGCUCAAAUGAGCUCGAAGGCAGGCAGGAUUAAACGCACCAAAAAUGUGCGCAAUUUGGAUUGGCAUGAUACGCCUUCACUCGCGCAAUCAAUAAUCGACGAGCAGCCAAAUAUUAUAUCUGCCGGGCGACAGUUAGACAGGACACCUCCAUCUAAAAGUGAAGGAGUAACAACAAGCCCCCCCAGCAAACCAGAUGGUUCUCCAGCGUCAGAACAAGGGCUCAAAGAUGAGCCAUGUGGCCAGGAAAUAACGAAACCCCUUUCUUGUAAUGGAUCUAAUGAAGUUCUCCAGCAUCCUAAAGUUAAAGAUGAGAGGAAGUCGGUCAGGAGGUCAAGUUCUACCGCUGCAUCGGCAAACUCUGGGAAUCCCGAUCCUGAAAUCUUCAUCCAGGGAAUGCAGGGGUACAAAUGGACCGACACAGACCUGGAGUUUGUCUAUCAAACCAAACGGAAAAAGCGAGUUCAACAGGCACAGCAAGAGUUAAGCGACUUGAAGAAGUCUCUGAAGAGCAUGAAACAAAUGCGGGACAUGGGCUUUGCUGCGCUUGACAAAAUACAAGCAGAGCUUUCUAAGGUGGCGUCGUGUGAACGUUUACAGCAAAUUUCUAAGGAAAUACUUCUGAGGUCCCAGAGCUCUAGUCAGCUGGAAGGGCUUGAUCUUAAAGCGCUCCUUGCCAAGCUAAAGGUUGCUGAUGUGCUCUGCACUACUGCUGAGGAGAAGGCAGAGGUCAGCAAACUCAACAAAGAGCUGGAAAAAGCACAAGUAUCGAGAGAAAAGGAGGAGCUACUCAUGAAGGACAUUGACAGUUUCAAGGAAACCAUCAAACAAAUCAAGGUAAACGUAGAUGCGCUGAAAGCAGAAAUAUCUGCUCUGGAAUCCCAGCUGUCCUGUAAAGAGGAGACACCACAGUCAUCUAAACCACGGCAAAAAGGCAAGAGAGCCACCAAACCCUCUACUGCCCCUAAACACCCUUCAGUCCCCAAACCUCCCGCCUCUUCUUCUACUCCAAAAACCUCCAAAGUUCCUGCUCCAAAAACCACCAAACCUACUGCCACCCUGAGAACCCAGAUUGCAUCCAAACCUCCUGCCUCACCUCCUGUGCUAAAAACCUCUAAAGCUCCUGCUCCAAAACCCUCCGAACAUUCUCCUGCUCCAAAACCCUCCGAACAUUCUCCUGCUCCAAAACCCUCCAAACUUACUUCUGCUCCUGAUGCACCAAAAACCUCCAAACCUACUGCCACCCUGAGAGCCCAGACUGCAUCCAAACCAUCUGCCUCACCUCCUGCAAUAAAAACCUCUAAAGCUCCUGCUCCAAAACCCUCCGAACAUUCUCCUGCUCCAAAAACCUCCAAACCUACUUCUACUCCUGAUGCACCAAAAACCUCCAAACCUAUUGCCACCCUGAGAGCCCAGACUGCGUCCAAACCUCCUGCCUCACCUCCUGCGCUAAAAACCUCCAAAGCUCCUGCUCCAAAACCAUCCAAACUUACUUCUGCUCCUGUUGCACCAAAACCCUCCAAACCUACUGCCACCCUAAAAGCCCAGACUGCCUCCAAACCUACCACUGCCCCAGAAGCCCAGGAGGGUGAUGUCGGAGGCCUCCGCCGCUCAAAGAGAAUUGCUGGUAAGAAAAAGUAGAGGAGAAUCAGUAGAAGAUCAGUUAAUUCCUCCAGCUCAUGAAGUUGUUUUCAUAUGUUCUUACUCUCAUUCAGGACAGACCUAUUUUUGAAAACGUUUUAAUUUGCAAUUAUGUAAUUUACAGUAGACUUUUAGACUUGGAGGGAGUAGUUUGGUGCUCUCUAGUGAAUAUUUUGAGUUUAGCAUUUACGGACACUCGAUGGUGGAAAUCAGAUAUAAUUCUGUCUAAUGGUAUAACCAUAAAAUAAUGUUGUAUUUUUGUUGUUCCACAUGUUAAGAGUGUUUUUUUUUUUCUUAGAAGAUGAAUAAACAUUUUUUU